Molecule: messenger RNA, 1939 nt
Organism: Cryptomeria japonica (Japanese cedar)
Lineage: Eukaryota; Viridiplantae; Streptophyta; Pinopsida; Cupressales; Cupressaceae
Product: alternative NAD(P)H-ubiquinone oxidoreductase C1, chloroplastic/mitochondrial
Exons: 11
Coding region: 127-1800 (557 amino acids)
Biological process (GO): aerobic electron transport chain; phylloquinone biosynthetic process
Cellular component (GO): chloroplast
Molecular function (GO): NAD(P)H dehydrogenase (quinone) activity
Source: RefSeq, a predicted model, not a curated record
CGGUGGGUUAUUACACGCUCCCGCUUCUUUAUCCACACAACAAUCGGUAGGGUAGGUCAGACACCACACCGUAUAUUUCUAUGCAUUUACGCUGAUCAGUUUUUUUAAGCCUUCAAUUCCUGUUCAAUGGCCUUGACAAUGUCGUCUGCUCGAAUAAAUAGAAAACAUUUCACAGAUGUGCCUUUCAUGUCAAGCAUGCAUUACCCAUUACUUCUUAAUUCAAGAAGGAUUUGCAGAAACUUCCUUCAGCAAUACACAUCAAGAAAAUUCAUGUCUAUUAAGAUCAGAGUCAAAAGUGUCAACCAAAUGAUUUCUGACACAAAUCCACGUCGUUUCCAUGGAUUUGCAACUAUGGCAGGGCGGGGUGUGGGAGAUGAUACUCAAUUAUUUGAAGAAGAAUCUCCAAUGAAAUCAUUUACCUGGCCUGACUUGCGGAGGGAACGAAUAUGUAUUCUAGGUGGUGGAUUUGGAGGCCUUUAUACUGCUUUACGUUUGGAAUCCCUUUUGUGGCCCUCUGAUAAGAGACCUCAGAUACUAAUUGUGGAUCAAUCAGAUCGUUUUGUUUUUAAGCCUAUGCUAUAUGAAAUCCUUUCUGGAGAAGUCGAUGCAUACGAAAUAGCACCUUACUUUUCAGAACUACUAGCAAAUACUGGUGUGCUAUUUUGCAAAGAUAAAGUUAAGGCUAUAUGCCCUUGUGAUAGUGUAAGAAGUAAUGCUUCACCAACUUCUGGUAUUGGUGGAAUUGUUCAUCUUGAAAGUGGAAUGCAAGUUGAAUAUGACUGGUUGGUUCUGGCACUUGGUGCAGGAGCAAAAAUGAAUGUUCCGGGUGCUUCUGAAUUUGCUAUACCAUUUUCAUCUUUGGAAGAUACUCUUAAAGUGGACAAACAUCUAAGAACUUUGGAACGAAAAAAAUUUGGGAAGGGACAGCCUCCUAUUCGUGUCAUAGUGGUUGGAUCUGGCUACUGUGGGGUUGAGUUAGCUGCAACUGUUGCAGAGAGAUUGGCAGAUCGAGGCAAGGUGCAAGUUGUCAAUGUGGCAUCAACUAUUUGCCCAAGUGCUCCAGCUUCCAACCGCGAGGCUGCUCUUAAAGUUCUUCAAGCCAGAGAUGUCCAGUUUUUUUUAGGAUAUUUUGUGAAAAGUGUAAGAAAAUCUGGCAGCUCUAAAAAUGAUGAACAAUAUGAAGAAACUUCUGUCAUGCAUAAAGUACCUGCUGGGGAAGAAGAAGACACAUUUUUAUUGGAUCUUCAACCUGCAGAAAGGGGUGGGCAAAGUCAGAUUCUGGAAGCAGAUUUAGUACUUUGGACUGUGGGAUCCAAACCUCAGAUUCCAUCUAUUGAGGGCCAGGCUUUUCCUUUAAAUGGCAUGGGACAGGUAGAGAUUGAAGAAACCCUUAAAGUAAAGGGCUAUCAUCGAACAUUUGCAGUUGGGGAUUUAGCAGGUUUGAGGGACCCCUCUGGAAGACUUCUUCCAUCUACAGCACAGGUAGCAUUUCAGCAGGCAGAUUUUGCUGGUUGGAAUCUUUGGGCAGCAAUCAAUAACAGGCCUCUUCUGCCAUUCAGGUUUCAAAAUCUAGGAGAGUUGAUGACUCUUGGAAAGAAUGAUGCAGUAUGUACCUUAAACUUUCAAGAGGGUUUAGUCUUAGAGGACCGCGUAGGUUAUGCAGCAAGGAAAUUGGCAUACCUGUAUCGAAUGCCUACUGAUGCACACAGAAUUAAAGUUGGUCUUAGCUGGUUGGCAAAAUCUGCAGUUGAUUCCAUUGCAUCUUUGCAGAGUACAAUUGCACAAGCUUUGGAGAGCUAAAACAUUACUAAAUUUAUUUGGAAUUAUGGCCAUGUUUAUGUAGUAUAAUGUAUGGUUGAAUUUGGACUAUACUUUUGGGCAAUACAUACAGGUUAAUUAUAAUGAAUUUCUUUAAUAUAUGUCUUUGGAACUUUUUUGA